UCCCUGUCUGUGUGUUCCUCAGAUGGACAGGUUCGCCAGUAUCCGUAUCCCGGGCAGUAAGAAAGAGCGUCCUCACCUCCCUCACGUCAAACACUCCUCCUCGUCUGAAUGGUCUUCCUCCUCCGCUGAGUUUGAGGACCUGUCCUCCAAGAUCACCUCAGAACAGGAGAUACUGGGCCUCUUCGAGAAGAUGAUGGAGGAUAUGAACCUGAAUGAUGACAAGAAGGCUCCUCUGAGAGAGAAAGAUCUGACCACCAAGAGAGAGAUGGUUAUCCAGUACAUUGUUACUGCCUCCAAAACAGGCAGUGUGUGUAGCAGUCAUCAGAUUUCCCCUCAGGAGUUCCUGGGGGAGUUAAAGUCAGGGGUGACUGAUGAACGCCUCAUGGCCUGUCUGGACUCUCUCCGUGUCUCCCUCACCAGCAACCCUGUCAGCGGUGUGAGGCACUACAUCUCAGUGCUAGAGGCGUCACUACAGACCCUGGUUCGAUCCCGGGCUGUAUCACAACCGGCCUGUGAUCGGAGGACCCAUAGGUCGGCCUCACAAUUCGGCCCGGCGUCGUCCGGGUUAGGGGAGGGUUCCUGGUACCUGUUUAAUGCCGCGCACACAGAGGAGGAGGGCUGCAGGCCGUGGGAGGGGGACUAG
Oncorhynchus nerka (sockeye salmon) is the source of this 643-nucleotide messenger RNA. RefSeq names its product diaphanous-related formin 3 (gene diaph3). NCBI's taxonomy places the organism in Eukaryota, Metazoa, Chordata, Actinopteri, Salmoniformes, Salmonidae. Gene Ontology annotation, cellular component: actin filament. The coding region runs from base 23 to 643 and encodes 206 amino acids. The record is from RefSeq and is a predicted model, not a curated record. Gene Ontology annotation, molecular function: actin binding; small GTPase binding. Gene Ontology annotation, biological process: actin filament polymerization; actin cytoskeleton organization. The transcript is spliced from 5 exons.